Messenger RNA from Oreochromis aureus, 6200 nucleotides. RefSeq names its product mcf.2 cell line derived transforming sequence-like b (gene mcf2lb). Gene Ontology annotation, biological process: positive regulation of Rho protein signal transduction; intracellular signal transduction. The coding region runs from base 145 to 4209 and encodes 1354 amino acids. Gene Ontology annotation, cellular component: cytoplasm; extrinsic component of membrane. The transcript is spliced from 34 exons. The record is from RefSeq and is a predicted model, not a curated record. NCBI's taxonomy places the organism in Eukaryota, Metazoa, Chordata, Actinopteri, Cichliformes, Cichlidae. Gene Ontology annotation, molecular function: protein binding; guanyl-nucleotide exchange factor activity.
UUGCAAUAGGAAGUCCUCUCAGUUACUGCGUCUGCGGGCUGUAGAGCACCUGCAGCCUGACCAAGAGGUUAAAUGUAGUGUCUGGCGAAAGGUAGAGUCAGAAUGAGAGGGAAACUGUUGUUGUGAUAUUGUUUGUGAAGCUACAUGGAAGAAAUGCUGGAGAAGAGAAGUGAAGGAGACAUAGACUGGGACAGGAAGAUGGGAAGAGAGAAGAUAGCAGAUUUGGGCUCCUUGAUGGAUGUAGACAUCGAGGUUGAGCUAAAUCCUGGGUUUUGCAUGGAAAUGGACUCAGAGGUGACUCUAGCGGGACAGGUGAGUGCAGGCUCACAGGAGUGCUCUGACAGUGAGGAAGUGGACUGGUUUGUGAUUAAAGGAAACACAGAUUCUCUGGUUGUGGGUGAAGACAUGAAAGAGAGAAGGAAAGCUGAGAUUGAGGCUUAUUACACGUCAAAGGAGAAUGGAGAGACUGAUGAAAAUGCAAACAUAGAUAUGGAAGAUCAGAGGAGCAAAGAGGAAAUGGUAGAGGAAGUAUUGGAUGCAUUUUUGGGGCCAAGGGAGGAAAUUGGGGUUCGUGUCCGGCUCAGUAUUGAGGAGGUGGAAAGUUACUACAGAUUUUCUUGCCGUUGCAACUGGUUAUGUGAUGAGAUCAUGCAGCUGGACAGCUGUCCUCUCCGCGCUGCUGACAUCACUCCUGACCUCCAAAAGAAGUUCGCCUUCCUUUCAGGAGGAAGAGGAGAUAAUGGCAGCCCCAUCAUUGUGUUCCCAGAAUUCCCUGCAUUUGGGGAGAUCACAGACAGGGAGUUUCACAACGUUUUGACCUACCUGACGAGCGUCCCAAGCUUGUCGUCAACAGGCGUGGGGUUCAUCCUGGUGAUUGAUCGCCGGCAAGACCGAUGGGCAGCUGUAAAAGGGACCCUGCUUCGCAUUGCAGGCUCCUUCCCAGGGAACCUCCAGCUGGUUCUGGUUCUGAGGCCCACUACCCUUCUGCAGCGCACGCUCUCCGACAUCCUCUUCAAGUUCAACAAGGAUGAGUUCAAGAUGAAGGUGCCGGUGAUCAUGCUGAGCUCUAUAACUGAGCUGCACUCCUAUAUUGAUCGCACACAACUGACCCAGGAGCUCGGGGGAACACAGGAGUACUGCCAUGAGAAGUGGAUCUCUCACCGCACAGCUAUUGAAGGCUUCGCACUGAUGGUAAAGAAAACGGCACAGACUCUGCAGUCAUUUGGGACUGAGCUGGCAGAAACUGAACUCCCAAAUGAAAUACAGGCCACAACCAUCCUUCUGAGCACACACACCAGCAAGAAAGAAAAAAUGAAGGAGGAUAUACUGGUGGCUCUGGGUCAGGGCAGCAGGCUGUUGGAGAGCAUCAAUGAGCCUGUAGUGCGAGACCCCGACCACAACAUGAACCAGGAUGAACUGGAGAAUUUGGCUACAGUUCAAAGAUUGCUGUCUCAGCUGGAUGAGACAGAACGAGCUUUUGAUGAGUUCUGGGUGAGACAUCAAACCAAACUAGAGCAGUGUCUUCAACUGCGCCACUUUGAGCAUAACUACCGAGAGGUGAGAGCUCUGCUGGAUCAGGUGUCUGAGAAACUUGCAACCUUCUCUGAGGUUGGGAUCAGUCCAGCCCAUGCUGACCACAUCUUCAUUGAGCUCACGACCUAUGAGGAGAAAGUCUGUGAGGUUCUGGCCAGAGCUGCAGCCUUGUCCCAGGAGGGUGAUGAACUGAUCCAGAAGUCCCACUAUGCUGAGGACUCCAUUCAGCCCAAAUGCAGUGAGCUUAGAACAAUCAGUGAAACUGUGAACAACAAUCUGAGAGCCAAGAAGGACCAUCUCCUCAAAGCCAGGGAGCUACACCACCGGCUGGAGCGGGCAUCAAAGUGGGUUGAUGAUGGCAUAUACCUGCUGGCUUCUCAGCCGGUUGAUAAAUGUCAGUCACAUGAGGGAGCAGAGUUGGCCCUGCAGGAGCUGGAACGUUACCUGGAUAAUGCAGGCGAGAAUCAGCUGACAGACCUCAGCACCAUCUGGAAAGACUACGAGGCCGUGCUGAACCAGCAGUUUAGGGACCAAGUGGAGAAAGUUUUCCAGAAGCAGGCGUCCAUGCAGGAGAUGUUUGACAAGAGGAGAGUCAGCCUCAAGAAGCUAGCAGCUAAACAAACCAGGCCUGUGCAGCCAGUAGCCCCGAGACCCGAAGCCUUCAUCAAAUCCCCUCUCAGCUCACCUGCACGCAGAGCAAAGCUGGAGAAGAAAUGCUCAGAGACAGACUCGGGCAACUGUGAAAAAGGAAAUGGCCAACUGAAGAACGGAGACAGUAGCAGCAGACAUACCUCUCUGUCAGAGGAGGAGGAGAACCUGGCAGUGCUCAGGCGACAUGUUAUGAACGAGCUGCUGGAAACUGAGAGGGCUUACGUGGAGGAGCUGCUCUGUGUCUUACAGGGAUAUGCCUCUGAGAUGGAUAAUCCAGCAAUGUCUCACCUUAUCCCUGCGCCUUUGCAGAACAAAAAGGAGGUUCUGUUUGGCAACAUGCCGGAAAUUUACCACUUCCACAAAAGAACUUUUCUGAGGGAGCUGGAGCAGUACACAGACUGCCCAGAGUUGGUUGGUAGAUGCUUCUUAGAGAGGAUGACAGACCUGCAGAUCUAUGAGAAGUACUGUCACAACAAACCUCGCUCUGAGAGCCUGUGGAGGCAGUGCUCAGACUGCGCCUUCUUCCAGGAAUGCCAGAAAAAGCUGGAACAUAAACUGGGUUUAGAUUCAUAUCUCCUGAAGCCGGUUCAGAGGAUUACCAAGUACCAGCUGCUACUGAAGGAAAUGCUGAAGUACAGUAAGGGCUGUGAAGGGGCUGACGACCUGCAGGAUGCGCUGACCUCCAUCGUGGGGAUCCUCAAGGCUGUCAAUGACUCCAUGCACCUUAUCGCCAUUACAGGAUUUGAGGGUAAUCUGAGUGAGCUGGGUAAACUGCUUAUGCAAGGAUCAUUCAGUGUGUGGACCGAGCACAAGAAAGGCCACGCCAAGGUUAAGGAUCUGGCCCGUUUCAAGCCCAUGCAGAGACACCUCUUCCUCCACGAGAAGGCCCUGCUCUUCUGCAAGAGGAGAGAGGAGAACGGGGAAGGUUAUGAGAAAGCUCCUUCAUACAGCUUCAAGCAGUCCCUGAAUAUGAGAGCCGUGGGCAUCACUGAGAAUGCAAAAGGAGACAACAAAAAGUUUGAAAUUUGGUGCAACUCCAGAGAAGAAGUCUAUAUUGUUCAGGCACCAACGGCUGAAGUCAAAACCACUUGGGUAAAUGAGAUCAGGAAGGUCCUGACGACCCAGCUGGAGGAAUGCAGAGAAGCAAGCCAGCAGAGGGCACCAGAUCAGGCCACCCAUGCUCCACCUGUUCCCACUGGAACCGUAAGUCUCAGCCCAUUCAAGACAGGCCAGAAGAGCAUUAAAAAGGGAGAAGAGAAGAAAGCCGAGUCAUGCAGUCCUGAUGUCAAUUCCUCCUCUUCUGUAAAGGCUGCAGGGAAAGAUGAGGGUGUGACAAGCCCGACCUCAGACAGAGCUGCUGUGGCUAAAAAGCGCUUUACUUUACAGGGCUUCAGUAACCUCAAAGCUCAGAAAGAGCCCUCAAGUACUGAUGACAAAAGUUUUACAUUACCCAUGACAGUCUUCCCAUCAUCAGGAUCUCCCACCAGCCCAGAUCACAAGACGAAACGCCAGAGUGAUCCCACACCAUUUGGCUUUAAAGAUGCAGGUCCUCCAGCCCUCCACCUGACCAGAGCCAGGUGGUUCAGCACCUCUAGUCUCUUACAGACAAAGUGGAGAGGCUGGAAUAAAGCCUCCCUGUCACUCGAUGCCUCAGGGGAACAUGACGGCUACUCCAGCGCUGAAGAUCCUCUUAACUCUGACCCAGAAGACGAAAAUGGCAAGAAGCUGUGUGCUGGAAAAUACACUGUGACAGCUGAGUAUGAGAUCGGUGGCGCUCAAGAGCUCUCUGUGAAGAGCGGCGAUGUAGUGCAGCUGGUCAAGGAGGGGGAUGAUGGACAGUGGCUUGUGCGUAACUUAAACACAUCUAAGGAGGGUUGGAUUCCUGCUGCUAAUCUUAUCAACCUCAUUGGAAAAUCAAAGUCUUGUCAGUCUCUCACCAGCUCAGAAGGCAGUGGCUCUGGGAACCUCAGCACAUCAUCUAGCUGCAGUGAGACCUACACGAGCUUCUCUGAUAUCAAACCCUGAAAUACUCAGCACUUUCUUCAUCAUCAAACUGCCAUCAUUCCUACAUCAUGUGGCUAUCUGUACUGUUUUGCCAGCAUCUGUAAUCAUGAAUUUUGUCAAUUUUCCACAGAAAACAGAAGUUACAAAGGUAACUAUAGUUUUAUGAAUUCUAGGAUCACUGCCGGUGGCAGUAAACAAAAUGUCUCCUCAUAGUCUGCAGGUGUUGAAAUCUUAUAUAAACAAAAUCAUAUGCAUGAUGUGUAGGCUACCUGUGCGUAUGCGCUGUAAAUAACUUGGUAGGCUACAUAUGAGCUCUAUGAAACUUCUCAUGCUGAAAUUUUCCAAGUGACCAGCAUGACUGGCAAUCAUCUUGGGUUUCACAGAAUCACAAUCGUCUUUAUAACUUCUGUACUGUUUUACUUCUUCCUUACUGCCAGUGGCAGUAAACAAAGUGGAUGACUUAAAGCAGCAUCAAGAGGAACAGACAUCUUCUAGUCAACCAGUGGCUGGUAACGUGAAUCCACAGGCUGACAGAACCUCGCAAAUGUACACGGUGUUCCCCAAGAUGCCGCUGCACAGAUUAUGCACAGAUGGAACACCCCACAUUGCUGUCCAGGAGGUGGCCGCACCCCUGGUAGAGUGACAGAUGACACCUGUAGCAGGCAGGCACACCUGCUACUUCAUAUGCCUGUUUCAUCCUGUUUACAGCUCAGUGGGAAUGCCCCGGUAUGAACACAUCUUUUCUCUUGUUCUUUUCAUUAUAAGAAAUCAAGGACAGGUCCCAUGUUGCAGUGCCCCCCAUGUCCCAAUGUUCAAGGUCCUAGCACACCUGCCAUAAUAGUAAAAGACCAGCAGAGCUUCAGUUCUUCCAAAAAGCUCUUCUUCUGAGUUGCCAAUGGCAAAUACAAACCAGCCACACCUUUAAGAGGGCAAAAGACUAAACUCUGACAAUGACAGUCUGAAUGACAACCUCCUACCCCCUACUCCAAGGGAUGCUUACCUCCCCAACAUAGAUUAUAGAUCAUUAAUUAUCAACCUAAAGAACAAUUAACCAAGAAAAAACAGGCUGACAGCAUGAAAAUCAACGGGGCUGGGCUACCAGGUGGUAUUUCCAUCACAUUUUAGCAUAUAGGAUCUCACCCUGUGUGGCAUAUGAGGAGACAUAUUUGCUUUGUUUUCCUGCCACUGGCAGUCAUGAGUGAAUGAAACAAAACUGCAUUUUUUUUUUUCAUUUUUCUAACCUCUCAGAUAAACUGCACAUUGAGAAUGUUAUACAUUUACUGUGAAGGAACAAAACACAUGCAUAUGGUAAUUUCACUGUAUAGAUCUGUCAUGGAGACAGAAGAUCCACAUGCUGAUAAUGUAAUAGAUGUAUGAAUGGGCCAGCAGGACUGAUCUCAGUGAAUGCAUCUAUUUAUGCUCACACUAAAAGCAGGGAGAGGUUAGUGGACAACAGCUGUCUUUGUGUUCACAUGCACUAAUUUCCCCAGGAGUUCAUAUUUUAACUCUGAAUGAGAAAGAGGGCAAUGUCCACUUUCUUUAGCUUGAAUGAAUUGUUCCUGAGAGCCGCCUCUCUGUCCACUUUUUAAAAAAAUGUUUAUUUAUUUGAAUGAAGCACCCACAGAUAUUCAUCCACUCUUUAAUUUUAUUGUUGUCUGUAAACUCUCCUCCUGUCUGCUGUCAGUCUGUCAUUAGAAACCUGUUCUGUCACCAGCUCUCCAGAGUUUGUGUGUGUGAGCUUUUGUCCUUUUGCUUUUGUCUCUGAUAGCCUGGUCAAACUCUUUGUGCAUUUUCAUAUAUGCUACAGUUUUACAAAUGUAUCCAUGUGAAUAAUGGGAGAUCACUGUAUAGGCUAACUUAUUCCCAGCAGAGGGAAAAUGUUUGGAAUGUAGAUAUUGUUUAUUAAUAUGUGUCUGUCAUGAUAUGUUUGUUAAAGGAGAUGCUAUAUUGUACAUUAAGUAUGGUGAUGUCACUGCUUUGUGACUUGUCCAGUUUUUUUUUUUUACAUAAAU